CCCGGCUUCCGGGGGGCGCUGCUGCUAGCGGCCCCGAGGCGCGGCCGGGCUGGCCGGGGCUCUUUCAGCCCCGGGCCCGGGAGCCGCGCUGCGGCUUCGCGGCCCCCAGUGUCUGACCUGGACCGUGCGGACGCCUGGCUCCUCCGGAAGGCGCAUGAGACGGCCUUCCUCUCCUGGUUCCGAAAUGGCCUCUUGGCCUCGGGCAUUGGAGUCAUCUCCUUCAUGCAGGGCGACAUGGGCCGGGAAGCGGCUUACGGGUUCUUCCUCCUGGGCGGCCUGUGCGUGUUCUACGGUGGCGCCUCCUACGUGGCGGGCCUCGCCUCGCUGCGGCGGCCCAUGAUGCUGUCCCUGGGCGGGGCGCUGCUCGGAGGCGCGGCCGUAGCCUCCGCGGGCCUGCUCUGGGCCUGCGCAGUGGGCCUCUACCUGGGCCAGCUGGAGCUGGAGCUGGAGGGCCAGGAGCCCGAGCCGGGGCUGGAGCCCGAAGACGCCGACGACGAGGAACCGCGCGGCCCCCCGCGGGGCCAGGCCAAGUGAGGGAGCAGCACCUCGCCUAGGGGCUCUGCCUGGUGCUUCGGGGCGGGGAAAGAGGCUCGGGGCAUCCCACCCCCCCAUCUGUGCCCCAGUC
This is a messenger RNA of Gracilinanus agilis (Agile Gracile Mouse Opossum), 625 nucleotides long. RefSeq names its product transmembrane protein 160-like. The annotation marks the transcript as partial. The record is from RefSeq and is a predicted model, not a curated record. NCBI's taxonomy places the organism in Eukaryota, Metazoa, Chordata, Mammalia, Didelphimorphia, Didelphidae. The transcript has 3 exons.